This is a messenger RNA of Sinocyclocheilus grahami, 2317 nucleotides long. Its product is annotated as synaptotagmin-1-like. The coding region runs from base 192 to 1385 and encodes 397 amino acids. The transcript is spliced from 9 exons. Gene Ontology annotation, molecular function: phosphatidylserine binding; clathrin binding; SNARE binding. Lineage: Eukaryota; Metazoa; Chordata; Actinopteri; Cypriniformes; Cyprinidae. The record is from RefSeq and is a predicted model, not a curated record. Gene Ontology annotation, biological process: calcium ion-regulated exocytosis of neurotransmitter; synaptic vesicle endocytosis. Gene Ontology annotation, cellular component: dense core granule; axon; exocytic vesicle.
UGCUGAACAUUUCUUUCUAUAUUGAAAGAACACUUUGAGGAGAGCUGCCUAGUCUUUGUUUCCAACUACUUUUGGAUUCCAGCACAAGACAAUGACUUAACUGUUUAAUACUGCAGAACUGGACAAGACAACAGCUGGAACUGGGAGUGGAGGGUAAAAAACAGUGACCCACUGGCCCCAUCCAUUUCACCAUGACACCAAGACCAACAUUAAAACCAACUAAAACACUUCACACCAACACCACAACAGCUGCUCCAGGCUUCCUGCCCUCUUUCCUGGACAGGAUUCCUUUGCCAAGAUGGGCCAUCUAUGCUAUAUUUGCUGCCGUCAUCCUGCUUAUUCUUAUCUUUGUGAUAUGCUGCUGUGUAAAAUGCUGCUGCAAAGGGAAAAAGAAGAGAAAGAAGAAGCUGGACCAGAAGAUCAGUAUGAAAGGGAUCUCAGGAACUACAACCGCAGCACUGGUCCAGCCUGAGACAGAGGAUGCAGAGUAUGGAUCAGCUGACCAGCAGAGAGGAAAACUGCAGUACUCACUGGAGUUCAACACAUCCAGAUCAGAGUUGUCUGUAGGGAUAAAAGAAGCUGCUGCUUUGAAAGCGAUGGACUCGGGAGGGACAUCUGACCCUUAUGUGAAAGUCUACAUCCUUCCCAACAAGUCCAAAACAUAUGAGACAAAAGUCUUCAGGAAAACCCUAAACCCAGUGUUCAAUGAAAAUUUCAAAUAUCAGAUCCCUCAGAAGGAGCUGACUGAGUCGAUACUGGUGAUGCAAGUCUAUGACUUUAACAAAUUCUCCAAACACGACAUGAUCGGUGAGAUCAGACUGAAUCUGUCCACUGUGGACUGGAAUCAUGUGAUUGAGGAGUGGAGAGAUCUGAGCGAAGCUUCCAAACAUGAGCAAGAGCAUCUGGGAGAGAUCUGCUUUUCUCUUCGUUAUGUCCCGGCUAGUAGUAAACUCACUGUGAUCAUACUGGAAGCCAAGAACCUGAAGAGGAUGGAUCAGGGUGGCUCCUCAGACCCUUAUGUGAAAGUUCAAUUGAUUCUGGAUAAGAAAAAGUGGAAGAAGAAGAAAACAUCAGUGAAGAAGCAGACACUGAAUCCAUACUUCAAUGAAUCUUUCACUUUUGAAGUGUCAUUUGAACAGAUUCAGAAAGUCCAGCUGGUCAUCUCUGUGUGGGAUCAUGACAAAAUGAGCAGAAAUGAUGCGAUCGGCAAGAUAUAUCUGGGCUGUGAUGCUACAGGAAACCAGCUGCGUCACUGGGCGGAUAUGCUGUCCAACCCACGCAAGCCUGUGGCUCAGUGGCACACGUUACUCUCCUCUGAACAGGUGGACACAACGCUGGCCUUGAAACACACGCUAAAGAUCCCAUUCACAAACAAAACCUUCUGAAAAACCUCCAUUACCAUUUCUUUGUAGCAAUGUUCACAAGAAUUUAAAUAAGUUAUACUGGAGUGUAAUGCCCAGACUAUAGACCAAUAAGAAUAUAUCUGAUUUCUUGCCAUUCUUUUUUGUUUAUUUAUAACAAUACAUACGCAUUUCAUUACUCUCUCCUAUGUUGUCUUCUUCAUCGUUUGUAGCUAUUAGCUAGUCCAAUAUAUUUUAGUCAAACAUUCAUAGAAAAGUCUAUUUAUAAGAAUGAUCUUCUUAAGAAAAGCAAAUUAUUUGUAGUUAAAUACUGCUGUAUGCCAUGUUUUCAAAUUAGAUAUAACAAUACAUUCAUUUUAUUUGUUGUAUUUAGCAUACGUUUAUCUAUAAGAUUGAUGUAAUGAUGCCACAUCACCCUAAUUUUUUAUUAAAUUAUCUAUUACUUCCCCAUAUAUGUAUUAGUUAGCCAAUAUUCACUAUUUAGAGAAAUUAUACUGAAUUUUAGUUUUGUUGUUUAUAUAAGUUAAGAACAUGUUUUUAAAACCAGCAAAAACCUUCUCAUGUUUUGAAGUUUGGGAUAAAAUGAUGACUGAAUUUUUUUGAGAUUUAAAAAAAAAAACCAGACACGAGACAGUUGUAUCAGGUUUGGUGAGUUCACACACACACACACACACGGGCAUGCUGAUUUCUCUUGUGACUACAGUAAGCACUAGAUAAGGGUGUGAAUAUCAGGCUGUCAGCACACAUGUGGGGCAAUUACAGCGUUAUAAUGAGGUUUCUUCCUUUGAGCAAGUUUAAAGAAUGCUAAAGGCUGGAGAAUUCAUUAGUUGCUUUUGCACAGUCAUGUUUUAAACACGGAGGUACAUUUUGACAUUUAAUUCAGAAUACAUUAUUUUAUGUCAUCAACAAGCACACUGGAAAAUUGUUGUGCACUUUUUGUACCUUCUUCAAGGUGU